AUGGAAAAGCAACAGAAACCAUGGCAGGGGUGGAUCCUGUCAGACUCGUGGUCCCAACGAAAGUGAACCCGUAUUCCGUCAUCGACAUCACGCCAUUCCAGGAAGAGCAGCCCCCAACCCCAGCCCCGGAUGCUGAGGAAGAGGCUGUGGGCCUCACACACGUGCCCAGUGGGUACUCGGUGCCGGUGCCCUGCGGCUACGCCGUCCCCUCCAGCCUGCCCCUCCUGCUGCCCGCCUACUCCAGCCCAGUCAUCCUCCGCGCCGCAUCCAUGGAGGAAGAAGCUGAAGCACCAGAAGUUGAAGAAGAUCACCAGUGUAAUUCUUUAAGUUCUGAGGACCCUCCAAAUAGUGAAGAUCAAGUCAAUAAAGAGGACAGUGCCCUUGCCCGAUGGGUUGCAGAUCCUGCCAAUACAGCCUGGAUGGAGAAUCCGGAAGAAGUGAUCUAUGACGAUGUUCCCAGAGAAAAUUCAGACUCUGAACCAGAUGAAAUGAUUUAUGACGACGUUGAGAAUGGAGAUGAAGGUGGAAACAGCUCUUUGGAAUAUGGAUGGAGUUCAAGUGAAUUUGAAAGUUAUGAAGAGCAGAGUGACUCAGAGUGCAAGAAUGGAAUGCCCAGGUCCUUCCUGCGCAGCAACCACAAAAAGCAAAUGCAGAAGCUCAUGAAGGCAGCAAAGGAGGGUACCAAAGAUGGGUUGGAGAGGACACGAGCUGCCGUGAAGAGAGGCCGCUCGUUCAUCAGGACUAAGUCUUUCCUUUCUCAAGAUCACAGAUCUUGUCUUGAAGAAGAGCAGAAUUUAUUCAUUGAUGUUGACUGUAGGCACCCAGAGGCCAUCUUGACCCCAAUGCCUGAAGGUUUAUCUCAGCAGCAGGUUGUAAGAAGAUAUAUUCUGGGUUCAGUUGUUGACAGUGAAAAGAACUACGUGGAUGCACUUAAGAGGAUUUUGGAGGUACCUAAAUGUCAUGUUAUGUAA
Messenger RNA from Galeopterus variegatus (Sunda flying lemur), 971 nucleotides. Its product is annotated as rho guanine nucleotide exchange factor 10-like. Bases 21 to 971 code for a protein of 316 amino acids. Gene Ontology annotation, biological process: positive regulation of stress fiber assembly; actin cytoskeleton organization; mitotic spindle assembly. Gene Ontology annotation, molecular function: guanyl-nucleotide exchange factor activity. Gene Ontology annotation, cellular component: centrosome. NCBI's taxonomy places the organism in Eukaryota, Metazoa, Chordata, Mammalia, Dermoptera, Cynocephalidae. The record is from RefSeq and is a predicted model, not a curated record. The transcript is spliced from 8 exons.